AUGCUGCGCAGGGUCAUCUUCAACGGUGCUCGGCAUCACGGCGGGAAGUUGGCGCCUUUAUUUCUUGUCCUAGGCAUUGGGUUGCUGUGCCUUCUGCCAGUGCUGCGCACGCGGAAAAUAUACAUCGAUGAAAACGCGGUCGGCCAAAUGUUCCCGUCGGCCAACGCCGGCUCCGUGACCGCGUACCUCGACCCUACGGUGCGCUGGCCACAACGACUGGUGCGGGGACGGCGUUCUCCCGGGUCCGAGAUUGUGGCUGUGUAUGUGAACACAGAUUAUCCAGCCUCCGUCUCGCUCGCCAACGCCGUGAUCGAGGUGAUCCGCCGCAGGAAGAGUCUUGCCUGUGACGUGCAGUUCUACUUUGUGAAUAGUAGCGAGGAGUGGCCGGUGCCGCAGGCGUACACCCGCGCCGCACUUGUGCUGAAUCUUUCCACUCUGUACAACCGCCACAUAUGCGUAGACACUCUCGGGGAAAACGGCAUCCAGCCCAACCAGGACUACACGAACACCGCUGUUCAGUUUGCCGCUUCGAAUAAGUUUCUGCCCAGUUACCUCUGCCAACGACAGCGUCGCUCCACAGACGAUGCUGACGCCGGCUUUUGGCACUACUGGGCUUACCUUGAGGCGUCUGUGCAGCUCCCAACUCGUCCGCAGCCGUGGCACAUGAUCCCAACUCACAGCAUCAACACCAUUGCUAUAUCCUCCGACACACUGUACAGUGCGAGUUCGAUGUUUCCGCAUUCACAGUUGCCGGAUGCGUUCGCCCAGCUGGUGCUAAAGAUCAUCGUGUCCCUUAAUGGCUUGGAGGAAAAAUACCACCACUCCACCUUUGUGUGGCUGCCCGUGAGCCUGUGGCGUUACGUCGAGUACGAUCACGCACAGUUCUGCAUCAUACUCUUCGUCGCCUCCAUAUUCUCCACGACGUACUCCGAGUAUCAGCUGCGUGGCAUCAGCAUUACCCCGCUGUUCGUGAUGCUGCUGCUCACACCUGUUGCGGCUGCGGCUGCGUUUCAGGUCGCUGGCUGGGGGGCAGCAGCGGCGACGUCGGCCGCGUUUUCGCUGCUCUUCCGGCUUCUCAUGGGCCAUGUCAAUAGCGGCAUGCUGCUCAGCUUCAACGCGAUAGCGCUGUGCCUUCUGAUCAUCCUGCAGCCGGCGUGCGGCUUAGUGGCUGGGGCGGCCGCUGCGAUCCAGGUUUCCUUCAUCCACAAUGCCCUUCAGAACCGCCCCGCCAUGGCUGUCGGCGCCGUCGUAUCGUCGGCGCUCGCCUACUACUUCAUUUACCACCUCCGGUUGCCACUCUUUGGUGUGAACGGCAUCAGCGAGUUGUUCGUGAGCUUUGUAAUUUACCCCAACGCGGUGUGGAUUGGCAGCCGGUUCCUGUGCAUGCUAUAUUGA
Molecule: messenger RNA, 1395 nt
Organism: Leishmania mexicana MHOM/GT/2001/U1103
Lineage: Eukaryota; Euglenozoa; Kinetoplastea; Trypanosomatida; Trypanosomatidae
Product: putative GPI transamidase component GAA1
Exons: 1
Coding region: 1-1395 (464 amino acids)
Biological process (GO): attachment of GPI anchor to protein
Cellular component (GO): GPI-anchor transamidase complex; membrane
Source: RefSeq, a predicted model, not a curated record